Molecule: messenger RNA, 13893 nt
Organism: Rotaria socialis
Lineage: Eukaryota; Metazoa; Rotifera; Eurotatoria; Philodinida; Philodinidae
Source: the annotation of a GenBank genome assembly
AUGAAGUGUAUCACAAAUGCAACGAUCGCUUUACUGUUACUCACUUUAUUACAACUAGCAGUUGUACUUCAUGGAGCAACAGUGUCUUAUGUUACCACUGCCAAGGGUGGCACAUCAAGCCAAAGAAAUGGUAGUACGGAGGGCGGGACUUUAUUGUGGGUGUAUGGAACUGGUUUCGCAAGGACGACUUUCAGCAAGGAGCCAUCGGACGACGCAUCGAAUUCCGUGAAACUCGUCAAUGGGAGCAAUUCUUAUGGCUGCAAUCUGCAAAGCGAAACAGGAACUGAGACUCAACUUGCCUGCUACACUACUCGUGUACCUGUAGGUGACUAUCUGGUUCAAGUCUAUGUUCAAGGCAGUCCUAUUCCCCGGAGUCAAUACAGUAAUCCAUCAAUAGCAACAUUCCUAGCAAGGUCAAAUAAUACACCACAGAUCAGUGUUAUAUCACCUGCAUCAGGCGAACCACAACGAAUGGUCUCAUUGUCGGGUGAUUUCAAAACGAAUUGCUAUCUGCAUGAUGAUGAUGGUUGCCGAGAGUCAAACGUUUCAGUCAUAUCCCGGGUGUACGUUGGUGGUCAAUCGUGUGACUUGGUCGAUAGUGAGCGUGGUGAAUAUUAUUCAAAUCUGAGUAAUACAGAUCUUCAAUGUCAUUUUAAAAGCAAUGAAGUCGGCAUAUUCAAUGUUACCAUGCUUGUAUCAAAUAACAAUGGCCGUUCAGCAAGUGAUUCAAGUCUCUAUCGCAUGUCUGGCACCGGUCAAUUAUACCAUUUUGAGACUUAUGCAGUUCUGAACAAUGUCUCAACGAGUAGCGGUAGUGUCGAAGGUGGUACAAUCCUAACAAUUCAAGGAGACCAUUUCGUGGGAAGUAGUGAAAAUCCGCUGGUCGUUAAUGUUGGCGAUGAGCCAUGCAACGUUCUUAGUAGCGAGCUAACUACGAUUCAAUGUCAAACGUCGCUGAAACCAAAUCAUACUCGAAACUACUACCAUGGUGGUCGUGGCCUUCAUGUAUAUCAGGAGCCCGGUUUUAUUUCUUUGAGAAAUUUGGGUAACGCAACACCUCCUAUGCCUAAUCCCAAUACCACUGGAACUUGGCAGGGAGAAGCUUCGUUCUCGUCGAACUUUCCACAACCCACUACAGUAUGGCUCAGAGGAUUCCUACGCCCACCAAUUCCGUCUGCCUACUAUUUUCAAUUGGAAACCAAUGCAGAUGCUAUUCUGUAUUUGAGUACUGACGAAGAUCCUGCUAACAAAGUACGAGUAGCUAGUACUGCAGCUCCGAGUUCAAGCAGAAUCGUACUCCAAAAUGAUACCGACUAUUAUAUGCUUUGUGUGGCGUCAACUCGUGGUGGUAGUUUUAGCUUGGCAAUAAAUUCGGCAAUACAGCCAGUCAAUUCAAGAACGGGUGCAAGUUCUGUUGGUACGAGCGAGAUUCAACAAAUUAGCAUUGGUGCACCUGCUUCCUACGAACAUCAGCGUAUUACCUACUUGACAAAUUCAUCUGUUGCCGGAAGAUCUGAAGUUCAGGAUGUAGAGGCCGUAUUUCAAAUAUUUCAAAUAGGAUUCGAUGGAGUCUACACAGCAUUACUCGAUGGUCCGCCCACACCAGCAUUUAUCCAAGAUGCACUUAAUGACUUGCCAACAAUUUUUCCAUUUUCGGUAACAGUAGCUCUUGUUGGCACCGCUUACAGAGUGACAUUUCCCGUCGAAAUGGGCAACGUCCCACUACUAACAGUCAUCUCGUCGGCAUACAGUCAUUCAAUAACAGCUGUUGAAAUAGUACAAGGUAUUUCUUCGGAAUCGCAAAUUGCUUUUACGCUUGACAGAGCAACAACGAAUUACAUGGAUUUUAUACAUGAUAACAUUACAGAUGCCAUAUUAACUGAUCAAUUUAUGAACCUAUUCAAUAUUCGAUGUCCACCAUCAUUGAACAACCCUCAGGUCUCAUCGUCUAUUGUUUAUGCGGAUGACUUUGAAGAUUUGGGCUGUUCCAAUGACACAUUGAACAUUAUAGAUACAGCUUUUUGUGGCUGCGGUGCCCUUAAAGAUUCAAGUCAAGAUCUUGUUAUAGGAAACAAUCAGGUCGCUGCUUACAUGUGUUUGGCCUAUAAGGUUGUUACUGGAGGCUCAUUAACUCUGAACUUCCUAGUUGUGAGCGAUAGCAAUCCACCUGUUCUCGAAACUAUCCCACAAACUAUAACGGCAGAUUCACGUUGGCACUAUAAUUGUAUCGAUCUGCUUGACAUGCUCGAGCAGUACAAUCCUAUGUACAUGGCAGUUACGACAUUCACAAUUCUUCAAGUCAAUAUCAGUUAUUUCACUCCAUUGACUAUGAUUGAUACAGUUACAUUGCGUAUCGAUCAACCUAUCGGUUAUGAGGAUUCGAAUACUCUUACGCAAACGGAUCUGUCAGGAUUAGGACCAUGCACAUUUCCAUUCACUUAUAAUGGCCAAAAUUAUUUUUCGUGUGUACUCGACGAUCAAAAUCAGCCAAUAUGCGGCUUGACUAACAACACCCGAUUCUACUGUCAGAGUUCAUCAAUUGAAGGUGUUCGACGACUCUUUCCGAAAUAUCAAAUGCUCCGUAGUUCAUUUCAAGUUACUCAUGUACCUGCACAACAAACUAUCGAUAUUUCGUUUCGAUACGCUGCAUGCAUGUCAUCAUCAUUGAUCAGUGUUGUACCACCGAAUGUUGGUCAAGUAACUUCGAUCUCGAACGCGUCAAAAGCAAUCGGUGGUGAUUAUUCGAUCAUGUUUGAUGGAAAGGUCUAUUCGCCAAUUCCAGUAGCAAUAGAUGGAUCAAGUUUGGCAAAUAUAUUUCAAUCGUUUGCAGACUUUGGUUUUGUUGGUGUGACUCGUACAGGAGACUGUAAUCAAUAUGCAUAUACAAUUCAAUGGCUAGCAAAUGGUGAGCAACCAUUAAUUACGAUACAGAAUGCAUCUCAAGUGACACCAGUGAACACACCAAUGAGUAUUUCUUCCAUACAACAUGGCACUAGCACUAAUGUAUUCUACAAUCUCCCAACUGAUGUACUACGUACUUAUCACACGACACCUCAGGUUGAGGUACUUGUCGGCGGUUAUUCUACACAUUGUUCUCAAGACGAAAAUAAGUGUGAAUUUCAAGUAUCACCUAAUCAAACACCUCAGAUAACAUCAGUGCAACAGAGUGGUGCAUCAGUGACAAUUCAUGGUAGUGGAUUCAGUAGUCAACCAGAGUCGAAUAUGGUUUUGAUCGGUGAGACGGGUACGUGUACUGUCCAAACAGCUAGUCCAACGCAGAUUGUAUGUACUCUUGUUAACGCACCUUCUGGUCAACAAAGUCUACGACUGAACAUUGCUGAGAAAGGUAUUGCGUCAUGUAAUCAAAGUCUUACGGUUAAUGUACCGCUAACAAUCGUUUCGUUUGCUCCAAAUGGCGGAGAUUCUGGAGGAGGUUACAUGUUGACUGUUACUGGUAGCGGAUUCUCAUCGAAUGCUGUAGUCAAACUUGGUGAACAUUUCUGUUUGAACAUAACUGUGAUUAGUUUUACUACCAUUCAAUGUACCGUUCCUCCAAGCGAUGCAAGUAGCUUAACUCAAGUGACACUGACCGCCAUGGAUGGCCUAAUGUCAACGACAGCAACGAACCGAUUUACGUACAAUGUGACAAGCGCUCCUAUUAUCACUUCCAUCAGUCCAACCUCUGUGACAAUGAGUGGUGGACAAUUACAAAUCAAUGGUGCGGGUUUUGGUUUUGGAAAUAUUGCAGUUGUUAUCGGCACGAAGAAGGCACGUCUUUUAGUAUCAACCAAUAAUUAUAUUUUAGUUAGCUUAAGUUCUCUACCGCCCGGACUUUAUCCAAUCAUAGUCAAUACUUCGAGUGGUUGUGCACGGCCACUCUUUUACAUUGAAUACCAAUUCUAUGUACAAGAGAUAUCACCAAAAGUCGGCUCGGCAUACGGCGGUACCGAUGUUUAUCUAAACGGAGUUGGAUUUGAAAAUGAGACGCGCGUUCAACUUCGGAAUGACGACAAUCAAGUUUCGCCAUGCAACAUAAUAUCAGUUCAAUCGAAUCAGAUUCAUUGUCAAACGACGGUCAGUGCUCGUCAAGUGAAUAUCACAUCAUUUGGUACUCAUCCAAUAUAUGGUUUUGGUUAUUCAUGGUACCCUAUUCGUGAAACAGUAGAACAAGGCACGACCGUUAUGUGGUAUUGGGAUUCAUCUCAACUUUCUUCACCAGUCUAUUACAAAGUACAACAAGUCGAAAAUGCCUAUAGUACUACACCAGCAUCGAAUGGUUUCGAUUCUGGCGCAGUCAGUACUUCUGGCUCAUUUUCUUAUCGAUUUGAUACAUUGGGUACUUUCUACUACUGGGCACCGAAUGUCAAUCCGUCGGCAGGCUAUUCAAUGCGAGCUGCGGUUGAUGUUAUACCUCUACAAUCGAAGACGGUAACAAUCGAAGCCACUAGGAACACGUUUACUGCUCAAACAUGCGCUUUCCCAUUCAUUUUCAAUUCGGUCAACUACACAGCAUGUACGACGACCAAUGAUACACAACCAUGGUGUUCACCGACACCAGCCUAUACAGGGCAAAGACUCUAUUGCACACCAGCAGUUCCAAUACCAAGUCCAUCAUGUUCAUCGACUACUCUUAAUGCAAGUUCAUGUGGCGAGACGGUACCAACGUCGUCUAGUCCAGGUCGAUUUCUUACUACAACAUGCAUGGUGGAAUCGGUCACAUCGAUAUCACCAACGCAAGGUGCCGCUGGAACUGAAUUAAUAAUAACAGGCACGAACUUUAAUGGCAGUAUCUGUGACUAUGAUAUUCAAAUCGGACCGUCAUAUCAUUGUCCCAUAGUGAAUAUGUCUUCGAGUGAACUCCGAUGUCAAAUUACACCACUCUCUAUGCUAGAUCCAAGAACGACUUAUAUGGUUCGUGUUGUUCGUGCUCAACAAGGUUAUCUUGCCAGUCAAAGCCAACUGCAAUUUCAGUUUCUUCCAUCAAUUUCAAAUAUAACUCCGAUGAUAGGAUCAAUUUAUGGUGGAACGUUCGUGACAAUCGAUGGCGAUGGAUUUAUAUCAGGUGUCACGUUAGUCUCUGUCCCAGUUGCAAAUUAUACAUAUGUAGGACCUACAUCGUACUCACAAAUGAACUUCACUACUCCUCUGCAAUCACAGUUUGUUGAUGUUGAUUUGAACUUAUUUGUUGUUGUUUAUACGACUCCAUCGGAAUGCCUAUUAUCAUCAUGCCAUUUCGCAUGGACAACACAGAUUACACCAUAUUUUGACUCCGUGGACCCUCCGAGAGUUCGAGGACCAACAAACUUGAAUAUUACCGGUAGAAAUUUGCUCAGUGGUGGCGGCACAGCUGCAACAACUCAUGUGACCAUAAAUGAUAACCCAUGUAAUAUAACGCAAAUGCAGAAUGACAUGAUCAUGUGCACGGUUACGGGUGUCGAAUCUGGUGAUCAUCCUAUUGUUGGAUCUAUUGAUGGGGUUGGAGAUGCGUAUUCAUCCGCUAAUAUAACAUCAGAUGCCUAUAUCUCCACAGUAGCACCUUUAGUAGGUAGCAUUCAUGGUGGUGCAACAUUAACGAUCGAUGGUCAUGGUUUCUCAAAAAACAUCAGCGGUGUUCAAGUCAAUAUUGACUCCAAUCCAUGCUCCGUAACUGAGACUUCAGACAUUCAAGUUAAAUGUACUAUACCACCUCAAAAUAAUAGUACUAAUACAGCAAGUAUUACUAUUACAUCUGAACAAACUUUGUUUCCAACUUCGUUGACGUUCAGUUAUAAUCGUACAAUCACGCCUGAUAUCAGUUCCGUUAGCCCAACCUUCGGUAGCGGUUCGCAGGUAUUGCAUGUUACUGGAAAUAAUCUGAAUAGCACUGGAAAGACCAGUAUAUCAGUUGGAAACACUCCAUGCAAUGUUAGUAGCCAUUCGAUGACAUCAGCCACAUGUACAGUAAGUUCAGAUCUACCAGCUGGUAAUCAUACCGUACGUGUUAAUAUCGAUGACGUCGGCGACUCUAAUGAUGAUGUUCAAUAUCAACAUGAUUUGACUGUAACAAAUGCGACACCAUCUGAAGGAGGUUAUGGCGGUGGUGUACAAAGUACCAUUAACGGGAACGGCUUCAAUGGAACUAAUGUCAACGUAAGCGUAUGCAAUAUAUCUUGCGUAUCAGUACAAGUUAUUUCAAAUCGUCAACUCAAUUGUGAAACACCUCCAAUGACCAUGACUUCAACCAAUACACUAUGUAAUGUGUCAGUAGAUGUCGAUGGUAUACAAAAACAAACUUCCUUCACCUAUAAAAGUAAUUUGACAGCAACAAUAACAUCAGUAACUCCCAAUCGGGGUGGGACGGGUGGCGGAACCACAAUUAUAAUUAAUGGAACGAAUUUUCCAACCAAUAUCAAUGCAGUUUCAGUGACUAUUGCUGGCGUUCCGUGUUUCAUGCUAUCUGUCUCAAGAACGAGUAUUAUGUGUCAAACCGGUGGCUAUCCAUAUUCAAGUGUGCAAGCACCUAUAUUGGUGGCUAUCAACGGCAGUGGUUAUGCAGUUGGCUCAGUCUACUUUGAAUACAUGAAUCUUUGGUCAAGUCAGUGGACAUGGGGUGGUGAUGAUCCACCAGAAGAGGGAACACUAGUUGUGAUUGACAGUCAAAACACAAUUUACUUGGAUAUGCUGACACCAGUUUUGAAAGUGCUUAUCAUUGAUAAUGCAACAAUGAUCUUCGACGAUAAUCAAGAUGUUACUUUGAAUGUCGAAUAUAUUAUUAUUAUUAACGGUGGUCGUCUCAUUGUUGGGACAGAAUCAAAUCCGUUUCAACAUCGUGGUGUCAUUACUAUAUAUGGACAUUUGAGAUCGAUUGAAUUGCCUAUCUAUGGUGCAAAAGUAUUGGCUCUCCGUGAAGGUACAUUAGACAUGCACGGAAGACCAACGAUUCAAACAUGGGCACAAUUGGCAACUACGGCUAAUAACGGCUCAUCGACAAUUACUCUUAUUCAGCCUGUCAAUUGGACUAUUGGUAGUCAAAUUAUUAUUGCAACGACGAGUGAUCGUUUCAGUCAGCGAGAAAGUGAAAUUCGUCAAAUUAGAAACAUUUCAUCGAAUGGACUCAUUCUCACGUUAGAUAGUCCAUUAAUGUACACUCAUCUAGGUCUUGUACAAUCUGUAAAUUCAGUAACAGUUGAAGUUCGUGCUGAAGUUGGUCUUCUCACACACAAUGUUGUUUUUCAAGGUGAUGUUACUCCAACAUGGAAUGAUACCAUAGCAGCAUGUCCGGCUGGGUUUAAUCCAGAUGAAUUUGCUGUGCAAACAUGUUUUCUUGGUCGAUAUGGACAGGAGAUCGGCUCAGAUCAAUUCGGUGCGAUGAUUAUGGCUAGCCAAGGCAGUAAUGUUACUAACGAAACUCAACAUAUUGUUGUCCGCUUGUCGAAUGUCGAAAUCCAUCAUGUCGGUCAAGCGUUUCGUCUCGAUCGCUAUGCCAUACAUUUCCAGAGCAAUGGUAAUAUGAGUGGAUCUUAUGUGAAAUCAUGUUCAAUUUAUGAAUCAUUCAAUCGAGCAAUACACAUUCAGGCUACUGAUUUCAUUACUAUGGAGAACAACGUGCUCUACAAUAUCAUGGGAAAUGCAAUGUUUCUAUCAGAUGGUGUUGAAAUUGGACAUGUUUUUCGAGGAAAUCUGGCAGUUUUCAUUCGAACCAGCUCGAGCCUUCUCAAUGAUGAUCUUACACCGGCCGCAUUCUUGUUGAGCAAUCCUAAUAAUAUUGUGGAGUUCAAUGCAGUGGCUGGUGCCACUCAUUUCGGUUAUUGGUAUCGAUUCACCGAUCAACCCGAGGGUCUUUCACUUGAAAACUAUCCGAACUAUUGCCCAAAUCGACAACCGUUUGGUCGGUUCAUCAACAAUACUGUACACAGCACUGGUCGAUUCGGAGUGUGGAUCUAUCCUGAGUAUGCUCCAACCAUGACGGGUGACUGUAAUGGUACUAAUCCCACAAGUGCAACAAUUGAUGGGCUAAUCGCAUGGAGAAAUAAUAAAGGAAUCGAAGUCGUCAUGUCCCGUACGAUAGAAAUCAGGAAUGCAUUAGUUUUUGAUAAUGCUGAUUCGGGUAUCGGUUACAUCACAGCAGUUGGUCAUCAAGAAACUAAUCCACUAUAUAUUCGCCCGACGUUCUAUGAUGGUACAAAUGGCUCAUUAGUGAUCGAUAGUGUCAUUAUCGGUGACACUGGUAUUUCUGCUGUGCCAGUCGUUCCAGUUUCUGGUGGUCUUAUAGUCAUGUGGGAUCGUGGUCUACGUGUUCGUAAUGUUAUAUUUAUGAAUUUCCCGAGUAAUGAAACACGUGCCCUAUAUGGACCAAUUAUUCUUGAUCGAUGUACUGAUCGUUGUGGAGGUUGGUUAACAAAGUUCUCUAAUAUUUCGUUUAUCAAUGUGCUAGUCCGUGGAAAGUUUCGUUGGGCAUAUGAUGGGUUGUACUGUGAUGAAGAUGGUAGUUUGAGUGGACAACCAAAUUCAGUCAUCAUGGCACCUGAUGGUCUGACAAAUACAUCAUUGACCUGUACGUCAGCAGCCAAUUUCGAAAAUGCAAUUCAGUGUCCUUUGUCACAAGGCGCAUGGCUACGAUUUUCUUUCCGUGAAAUAUUAGAAAGAUCGUUAGGGCGUCUAUUUAUUUACAAUGAUGUUAAUUCAUCAACAAUCAUCCCAUGGCUUCCUCAACAACUGACCUAUCCUAACGGAUACUUAACCGACUUAAGAGCUAAUCAGACGUAUACGUUACGAUUCGAAACCUCUAUAACUGCCGACACUAUGAUAUACACAGGUGUCAUUUAUGAUGUAGCACCGGGAGACUUCAUAAUUAUUCAACAUCAUAUGUUUGUCUUACCAUAUAGAGCAAAUACUACAAUUGAUCGACAAAUGAUUCUCGGGUCAACGACACCACUAUCUGGAGCAACAAGUAGUAAUGGUGACUGGUACUAUGACUACGUUUCUUCUCUCUUCUCAUACAUAGUGCAAAAUCCGGUGACGGCCAAUACAAGUGUUGAUAUAGAACUAUCAUAUCAGAUCUAUGUAUGUCCUUGUAAUGGCUGUAGUUGUCCGCCUACAACAACCACUUCGACAACCAGUUCUACCUCGACAUCAGCCACAACUGCUUCGACUACGUCACAAACAACUACAACGACUACGUCGGCUACGACAACAACGACAACGUCAGCUACUACAACUACGACAACGUCAGCUACGACAACGACAACAACAUCUGCAACAACAACGACGUCAACAACAACAACAACGAGUACGGCUACGACGGCUACGACAAGUACGGCAACAACAACGAUAUAUCUAGCACCUAUACAACCUUGCUAUGAACUACCAAUAAAUCCACAAUUGUGUCAAAGUAUUGACGUGAGAUAUUGGUCGAUCGAUGCACACUGGACAUUUGGUCCGCAAGAUUAUCCUAAUUGGUCGGGAGCGAAGCCUGGUGAUGGUCGCAAUAUCUAUGUUCCUCGCUGUGUCUGGCUAAUCAUCGAUUAUCCACUUCCAAUUAUUCAUGCAUUUCGCGUUGAUGGUGUGGUCGAGUUUCAACAAGGACGGAAUCAUAUAAUGAAUGUUGACAGCAUCAUUAUUAAUGGCGGUCGAUUGGUUGCGGGUCUACCAACUGCUCCUUUUAAUGGCAGUAUCGAUAUAAUUAUGAAAAAUAGUGGUCCAGUUACUAUACAAUGGCCUCCAGGCGUUCCAAAUAUACAACAGAAAAUGAUCACUGUUUUGGGUGGUCUUGAUUUACAUGGUACACCACGUGGAAUAUCAUGGACGCGACUUGCUUCGACUGCUAAUUCAGGUCAAAAUAUGAUCGUUCUGCGACAGUCUGUUAAUUGGACCGUCGGUGACGAAAUAAUUAUAACGACGACCGACAUGCUCAUGAAUCAUACGGAACGACAUCGCAUAGUCAGUAUCCUCAACGGCAACACAAUUUAUACAGCAGCACCACUAUCGUAUACUCAUCGUGUCAUUCUGAAUACAUUCGCUAAUGGAAAAAUCAUCAAUAUAGCUUCUUCAGUUGGAUUAUUAACACACAAUGUACGUGUGAUCAGUCAAAAUUCACCUUCAGAUGUUGCUGGUUUCCGGAUAUAUGUUGCUGCGUAUCAAACAAAUAUGUUUCAUAUUUACUCCGGUCUUUAUUCCAGUGCAUGCUAUAAAGGCUAUGUUCGAAUAUCGAAUACACAAUUUAUUGGUUUCGGACAGUUUGACGACAGCUAUAAUACUGAACAACGAGCAGGUAUCUAUUUUACUGGUCUCGGUAAUUACGAUCCUAAUCGGGCUACUUACAUCGAUUCGUCGUCAUUUGAUGGUGGGAACAAUGCAGCGAUCAGUAUGUUAGGUACAAAUGGUGUACCCAUCACAAACAAUGUUGUAUUCAACACAUAUAGAGCAGGCAUUGUUAUCACUGGAACGAAUAAUAUCGUCCAGAAUAAUCUUGUUGCAACUGUCUAUUGGUUGGGUACAGGUCAAAUACCAUCAGUGGCCGAAUUUAAUUUCAAUAAUGAUGGUGCUAUUAUGACUCGCGACGUUACCAGUGUAAGACUACUGGAUAAUUUGGUAGUUGGCGCUGAACGUGUAGCUUAUCGAGUUCAAGGUGAAACAUGCGGAGGUCCAUCUAUUUUUGUACCAGCAAACAUAACGAACCAAUAUUCGAACAAUGAAGCUCACUCAGUAUUUUCCGGUGUUAAUCUCUGGCCUUCAGACAGAGGAUAUACGUACGAUCGACAAUGCGUUCUAAUCAGAGGAUUCAAAGUUUACAAAGCUUGGUAUUACGCUUUCUACAUCAAUACACCGCGCAAUAUUUCUAUCAAUUCAUGUAUGUCAAUUGAUAGUCAAGUGGGCAUUUUCACUUAUGUGAUUGGACCUUCAGCUGUAACACAUACAAUCAUUAGUAGUCGCAUUACUAUCAGCGACUCGGUUUUAAUUGGUGCCAUAACACCACAGGAUUGCAAUGACACAAUGGAUACUAGUACUCAGAAUAUUCGUCUGUCACAAAUGGCUAUACCAGGAGUGUUAGACAGUUCAUCUUUGAAUAGAACUGGUGGUCGAGUUGGUAUAGUCUUUCCAACAGUGUCUAGAAAUAAUUACAUGCCUAUUCGUUCUUGGACUGGUAUUGGUGUUUAUCCAUGUCUUAGCGGCUUGAUGUCAAUCACGAAUACAACACUCGCUUUCUUCAAUGAUGCUUGUAAUCGGCAUGAUGUCGCCAUUCAGGUGUCACAGAAGAAUGAUGAUGGACAAUUUCCAAUCAUGACAAGUUCCAUGUUUGUCUAUAAUAGUUCGCAGAAUAAUCUUAUUUUCAACGGUCUACCAAACUUAGGUGUAGUGAAUCCGAGUAGAUGCGGUGACAUGGAUUGUGAUGGCCUAAAAAAAGAUCUGGUUACCGACACUGAUGGAUCAUUAUUUGGUCAAGCAUCUAGUAUUUUCUCAGACUCUGAGGCUCUAUGGGGAAGUCAACAACAUGGGAUCGGAGAUUUUCGUAUUCCAAGAGUGGCGCUGACUAGUCUGACUGGACUACAAGUAAAUAUUAACCUGACUCAUCCAUAUCGUGGCAUUAGUCGCACGAAUUCUUGUUCCCUUCGACCGGCAUGGGGAAUGUAUAUGUGCAACUUUAGUACUGACUACCGUAUGCUGAUCAUUGAAAGUAUGGAUUCAGACACGGAAAAACGACGUGUUUCACCUGUUGCUGUUAUGUCAACGAGUGGCUAUAUUGAUCUUAUCAAUGGACCUCAAGAUCAAACAAUUUGCAACGGAUAUUCAUGUCAAAAACGUAUAUCAACAUUCAUGUCUAUUGUUCAAUCGGGACAAACAUACGAAAUAUAUUUUUCAAGCACUCCACCCAAAUAUCUUCGUUUUCGUUUACUCAAUGCUAACACGGCAAUAAAAUGCAUCUUGGCCGUAUACUAUUAUUCGCUACAACAAAUUGAUAUCUACGCCAAUACAUUAUAUGUACCGCCGACUAAUCGAGAUCUUCGUUAUCCUGGUCUUAUGUUACUCGAUCAACCUAAUGGCGUGACACCCACAUCACCGGCUGGAAGUAACUUUUUCAACAGGACUUAUCAGAUGGCGUAUUUUGCCAUCGAUGGCAACAGUACAAUCGAAGUGAAAAUGUCACCGUUGCUCAUUCUUUCAUUUGGCUUUCCACCAAUGAAUCCAGCAGCGUUUUUCUCGGCCAAUAUUGUUAGCAAUCUGGCUGCUUUGCUCAAUAUCAGCCCUGACAAAAUCCGUCGUAUGAAUGUUGUCUCAGCCGCGAGUAAUAUACGUAUUCGUCGACAAACACCUCCUGUAGUGUCAGUACAACUUCAAAUGGAGCUGCGUGAUGAGCCAAGACCCAGCACAACUGCAGCAACGGGCAUUCGAGCAGAGAUUCUUGCUAACAUAGCUUCUGCGAUCAUCAAUCGUUAUCAAGCAGGUGAACUGCAGGUAUUAUGGGGAAUAUUAAACAUAACAAAUGGCAUUAUUACAUCAAAUUUAACUGUGCAAGAACCAUUUCAGGACUUUCAAGUCAAUUUGAGUGUUAUCGCUCAACUUGUAUUAGUAACACCACCAGGUGAUUGUCGUCAACAAAGUCCAUGUACAAUUCAACCUGUACUUAUCGCAUAUGAUGUACAAGGGAAUGUCAUUCAAAAACUAGGUUCAAAUGGCCAACCAUGGCAAGUACAAGCAACCCUAGUACAUCAGCCCAAUGUUGUUUUAUCAGGUGGCAUAGCAAACUAUACAAAUGGACAAACACAGUUUACCCAACUCUCCCUGCCGGAUAAUGGUACUCAACCAGUUCAGUUUACUAUGAUGGUGCCGUAUGGUGUCAACGGCUCAUUCUUCAUGGCAAUGAACCUUACAGUGCAAAGUGGGAAUAUAUCAGUGGGUCCGGCACAACCUGCUGGUCAACAAAUCAACAAUAUCUAUUUAGUGAAUUCUAAUGAGUCUUUUAGUGUAUCAGUUAAGCCCAUCGACAGUGUUACGCAACUACCACUCGGACAUGUUCAAUGGGGUACUUGGCGAUGGACCUCGAAUGUCACCUUGUAUACGUUACCGAGCUUUAAUCGGCAAGGAUUUCUGGUAACAAACGGUUCAUCAAGAACGAAUGCUAAUCUUACAGCAGUUGCAGUCACCAUUACUAAUCUAAGAAUAAAUGGCACGGGUAUGUUCAUGCUGAACAUUUGCCUCAGCUCGUCAAACAAUCAAUACAACAUAAUGGUUCUAUCUAGUGCUAUUCUCGUUGCCAAUGACAAAAGUAUCAUAGCCACUGAUCCGCAAGGAUUUUCAAGUAACAUUACAUCACAAGGCAAUUUUGACGCACUCAAUGCCAGUAAUCAACUAGAAAUCACACGUGCACUGCUCUACAACUAUUUGCUUAGUAUUGGCAUGCCACUGAUUAGCGAUAUGAUUUUAGUCAAAGGUGGUUCGAGUACUAUCGUGGCACUGUUCGAGGUAGAUCCAUUGCCAUCCAACGUAGCAACUGCCGUUUCUACAUUACUGUCCAAUCCCAACGCUGUAUCAAGUCUAACGUUUGUCUCAGUAAAUAUUAACACUCGCUCCUAUUCAGUACCAGACUCUUCAAGCAAUAACACGAACUCAAGUGGCGACAGUGGUUCAAAUAAUCUACCAAUUAUACUUGAAGUUACAAUUCCUGUUGGCACUGCUCUUGUGGCUGCUAUAGCUGCAAUUAUAGCAUAUGUGGUGUAUACAAAAUUUGCCGCAGCAAAUAGCGUUGCACCAAUGGCAAAUGCUGCAUCACUAAGCACAUCAAAUGUUGAACUAAUUCAACACCAGCCAUUCUCGUUUACUGCAUCAUCAGCACAUCCUCUUAACGUCCACGUUACGACAUUAUUCAAUCCUUCUCCAUCUACUGCUACGCAGCCUUACCUGAUUCCAAUUCAAUGA